GCAGCGUCAUUCUCUCUCUCUCUCUCUCUCAUUGGCAUUUCUGGCGUAUUUUGAUUUGGGGCAAUUCUUUGGAGUUUUUGGAUUCUGGGUUCUUUUUUGUUUUCCAUAUUAUCAAAAGAACUAAUCUUUUUUCAUUGGAUGAUUUUAGCUUUGCAUUUUCAAAUUUGGGUUUUCUUUGUGCCAUUUCAAUGCUGUUAAUUCUUUGUUUUUAACUAAUAUUCUGUAAAAGUUGCUAGAGUUGCAUUUUCUGCUUCUAAUUUUUCACAAAAAGGUACAUUCACUUUUGAUAUUUUCCCCCUUUUGUGUUUUUUUGCUUAACUUUUUCUCCCCUAUUUACCUUUUUUUUCCCUCUCCUGCCUGAUGAUCCUUUAUUGAUCUUGAUGCAGCUUGAGUGCUUGUUCUUUUGCCCACGCCUCCUUUUUUGGGAUUCUUCUUCUCACCACUUUUAUUUGUUUUGAAAAUGGUUCAUUUUUAUUGUGAUGCGUACAUCCGUUUGACUGAGGUACAGGAUGGGGGAUCAUUUUGUGUUGUUCGUGGAUCGGUUGAUCACUGAAUCUACCCUCGAAGCUGUUAUAGAGAGCACAUAUCAGUUGCAGCACCCAACACCCACAACAAUCCAAGAUAUCAUGGAAUCUUCCCAUCAAAUAGAUAUGAAUACCCUGUCAUCUCCUAGUAAAUUUGUACAGUGUAGGAUUUGCCACGAUGAGGACGAUGAUUCAAACAUGGAAGCACCAUGUUCUUGCUGUGGCAGCUUGAAGUACGCUCACCGCAAAUGUGUUCAGAAGUGGUGCAACGAGAAGGGUGAUACAAUUUGUGAAAUUUGCCACCAGCAAUUCAAGCCAGAUUAUACAGCACCGCCUCCUCUAUAUCAUUAUAGUGGUAUCCCAAUGAACUUCCGGGGGAACUGGGAGAUUUCCAGAAGGGACCUGCACAAUCCUGGAUUUAUAGCAAUGGUUACUACUGAUAACGGAUACCUGAAUACGGACUUUGCUGAUGAAUACUCAGCUCCUUCUUCAAGAAGCUUGAUAUGCUGUCGUAUAGUUGCUAUCAUCUUCAUGGUUCUUCUGGUUUUACGCCAUACUCUUCCAAUCUUAAUAAGUGGAGCAGGAGAGUACUCAUUGACGUUAUUCACAUUAAUGGUGUUGAGAACGAUUGGAAUUCUUUUUCCAAUCUAUAUCAUGGUUAAAGUAUUCACUGUUAUCCAACGUCGGCGGCAUCAACAGGAUCCUCAGAUUUCCCUUGCCACAUCAGACGAAGAGAAUGACUUUGCAUAUCCAUCACGUUUUAUUCAAAUUCGAUAACUGAUUCAGCCACUAGUCUUGGCCGGAGAAUCAUUUACUAUUGCUGCAACAUCCCGAAAAAGGGCUCGAGAACCAAGAUCUCCAGUUGUUUGUAAUGCAGAUGAAAGUUGUGGCCGAAGGCAAUGUUCUUACAUCGUCAGUUCAGGACAAUGUGCUAGAAGCAUACGCAAACCCUUUCCUUGCCGUGAUUCGGAAACCUGUGUAUAUGACAGCAUUGGGUAUGAGCCUUUUUAUUUUCAAGUACUUUCAUACGAAAACUAGGAACCUAUACUUUAAAUGCACAUGUAAAUGUUAAUACUGUAAUUCGAUGUAUUUCCGUAUCCAAAAAGGGGACCCAGAACAUGAAUCAAUGAUUCCUAUGAAGAAGAGCAGUUUGCACUUGGCAGUGCAAGCAACAAAACAUGCUUCAUGCAA
Messenger RNA from Pyrus x bretschneideri (Chinese white pear), 1715 nucleotides. RefSeq lists its product as uncharacterized. Gene Ontology annotation, molecular function: ubiquitin-protein transferase activity; zinc ion binding. Bases 510 to 1301 code for a protein of 263 amino acids. NCBI's taxonomy places the organism in Eukaryota, Viridiplantae, Streptophyta, Magnoliopsida, Rosales, Rosaceae. Gene Ontology annotation, biological process: protein ubiquitination. The transcript is spliced from 9 exons. Gene Ontology annotation, cellular component: membrane. The record is from RefSeq and is a predicted model, not a curated record.